AUGUAUGAUGACAUCACAGCUCUGGUAAUUGAUAAUGGUUCCGGAAUGUGCAAAGCCGGCUUAGCGGGCGAUAACGCCCCUCGCGCCGCCUUCCCGUCCAUUGUUGGGCGACCACGCCAUCAAGGAAUCUACACUUUAGGUAUUCUCACAUUCCGUUAUCCCAUUGAACAUGGUAUCGUUACAAACUGGGACGACAUGGAGAAGAUUUGGCGCCACAGCUUCUACAAUGAACUUCGAGUAGCUCCUGAAGAGCACCCGGUGUUGCUUACCGAAGCACCACUGAAUCCAAGAACCAAUCGAGAAAAAAUGACUCGGAUAAUGCUCGAAACUUUCAACGCACCAGCCAUGUACGUGAAUAUUCAAGCCGUGCUAUCCCUUUAUGCUUCUGGUCGUACUACCGCUAUGGUACUCGACACUGGGGAUGGAGUUACGCCCACCGUACCGAUCUAUGGGCUCAGUGGAAUUUCUCUUUCAUGGUCGAAACCUCACCGACUAUAUGACAAGGAUUCUUGCUGA
Angiostrongylus costaricensis is the source of this 516-nucleotide messenger RNA. Lineage: Eukaryota; Metazoa; Nematoda; Chromadorea; Rhabditida; Metastrongylidae. The record is from the annotation of a GenBank genome assembly.